AUGUCUCGCUCGUUGGCUCUUGUUAUCUAUUUCUUCGAUAUAUACAUAAAGUUAGAAGAUGCCCAUGGAGCCCACAACUACCACCCGCUUCCAGUGGUCUUAGCUCGUGGAGAGGGAUGUCAUGUUUGGGACGUCACAGGAAAGAGAUAUCUCGACUUCCUCUCCGCGUAUUCAGCCGUCAAUCAAGGCCAUUGCCAUCCUCGUAUCGUCGCUGCUCUCAUCCAGCAGGCUCAAAAGCUGGCUCUGACUAGUCGCGCUUUCCACAACGAGACACUCGCGUUGUUCACGAAGUUCAUAACUGACUUUUUCGGGUAUGAUAGAGUACUCCCUAUGAACAGUGGCGUUGAAGCUGGAGAGACUGCGUGCAAGCUAAUCAGAAGAUGGGGUUAUGAAGUGAAGAAGAUUCCCAAGGACAAGGCUGUAAUCGUUUUUGCUGAGGACAACUUUUGGGGACGUACCUUGGCGGCUUGCAGUGCCUCGACUGAUCCUGAUUGUUUCAAUAACUACGGACCAUUCAUUCCUGGAUUUGAAAUAGUACCGUAUAACGAUGUCGAUUCUUUGAAGAAGCUGCUGGAGAGCAACCCGAAUAUUGCAGGUUUUUAUGUUGAACCUAUUCAGGGCGAGGCCGGCGUUAACGUCCCAGAUGACACCUAUCUUCCUGCUGUGCGCGAGCUUUGUACGAAGCACAACGUGCUCCUGUGUUGUGAUGAGAUCCAGACUGGCCUUGCUCGCACUGGAAGAUUGCUGUGCUGCGACCACUGGGGUGUCCGCCCGGACCUUGUGGUUCUGGGGAAGGCAUUGAGCGGAGGCAUGUACCCCGUAUCUGCCGUCCUAUCGAAUGACGAGAUUAUGCUCACUAUCAAGCCGGGACAGCAUGGAUCAACUUACGGUGGUAAUCCGAUCGCUUGUCGUGUUGCAAUGGAGGCUCUUUCUGUUAUCAAGGACGAAGGUUUGGUUGAGAGAGCGGAUCGUUUAGGCGAAGUAUUCCGUGGUAAGCUCGAGGAAGGCAUCGGACACAUGAGCUGGGUUAAACAAAUUCGAGGUAAAGGGUUGCUCAAUGCUGUUGUAUGUGAUGACACUUUUCGCGACAAGGUUAAGGCUUGGGAUGUCUGUCUGGCCCUCCGCGAUGCUGGUCUCCUCGCCAAGCAAACCCAUGAUAACAUUAUAAGAUUCGCGCCGCCCUUGGUCAUCCCUGAGGACGCUUUGAGGCAGGCGUGCGAGAUCAUUAUUGAAGUGUUCAAGAGUUUUGAUGCGAAAGUUGUUGGAGCGUGAGUAACCUGCGAGUGUGAGUAACCAUGGAAUGUCACA
Perkinsus marinus ATCC 50983 is the source of this 1308-nucleotide messenger RNA. Its product is annotated as Ornithine aminotransferase, putative. Bases 1 to 1272 code for a protein of 423 amino acids. Lineage: Eukaryota; Perkinsozoa; Perkinsida; Perkinsidae. Gene Ontology annotation, molecular function: identical protein binding; L-ornithine transaminase activity; pyridoxal phosphate binding. The transcript has 13 exons. The record is from RefSeq and is a predicted model, not a curated record. Gene Ontology annotation, cellular component: cytoplasm.